This is a messenger RNA of Naegleria fowleri, 939 nucleotides long. RefSeq lists its product as uncharacterized. The transcript has a single exon. The coding region runs from base 1 to 939 and encodes 312 amino acids. The record is from RefSeq and is a predicted model, not a curated record. Lineage: Eukaryota; Heterolobosea; Eutetramitea; Acrasida; Naegleriidae.
AUGGAGAGUAUGAAUCCUCGUUCGCUUGCCACCAUUAAAAUUAAAUUAUUGAUCAGAACUUGGAAAUCCAUUCAUGAAUUACGAAAAAAACAAGAAAAGGAAAAAAGAUUUUUCACAUCAUGUCCCAUGAUUGAGAGGACAACUAAUUCAACAGAACCAAAUACCUUGUUACAAAAACAAACUGUACAAACAUUUAAAAAGAAAUUUAAAAACACAAUUUUAAAUGAAUUAGAAAAGAAUGAACAAGUUCGAAGAAAACAAACGAUGGUGGAUAAACUACGAAAAAUUGAUUAUUAUGAUCGAAAGAAUCAACAAUCCAAGUGGUCAACUCUGUAUUCUGACCAUACAUCUGAUUCUGGAAUGGAACAGAGAUUUUUUGAUCUGGAGAAUGUUGAAAAGGAAAUUCAAGAGCUUGUGCACACAUACAAUGAUUUGUACCACAAGUCACAAAAAGCUCACAAGAAGUUAGAAUGGAGUGAGCCACUCUUUGAAUCUGCAAGCAGCAAUUCUCAAGUUUUUUCUGCUCCAUUUGAUUUGUCAUCCUCUCAACAAAAAGCUUCGUCGACAAGCAAGUCUGCACCACCCUUGAUGACAUGUUUGGAAGGCGGUACACAAUAUUUCAUUUCACACAUGAACGUAGAUUCUUCAAAUUUAUUCGAAGAUGAAAAUGAAAAGAUUGACCAUGUCAUUCUUAAUAGUUGCCUUCAUGACAUGGAAAUGUUGAAAAAAUUGCGUCAAAUUAAUCCUGACAUUUCUACACCUGAUGAUAGCUACUCUGAGGAUCGUGAACACGUGGUAGGAUCAGUGUUUAUUCGAAUGCCUGUUCAAGUGAGUGGUGAAGAGCAGAAUUUGGAAGAUAAGACCUCUUACAAGUUAAGGCCCAUUCGCUUCCGGAGUAAGCUACAACAGUUACGAGAAACCAUAUUGAGUCAUGAAUGA